CCUGACUCACUGCCUCCACCUCCUCUUUCUUUUCUCCAAUUCUUCACUCUUAGAGCGCUGGUCUUGAAUAACUACAGUGCUGCACCACCUGAGGUUCUGGAAUUUGGGUUUUCAUUGGUUCUUCACUCUUUUGUCCGAGAGGUGACCAAAAUGUCUGACGAUAUCAAGGACAAAUUGUUGAGAACAGACAAACAGAGUGAAGAACAAAUUAUUGAGGAAGAGAAACUUAAGGAUCGGAUCUGGGGUGAAUCUAAAAAAAUGUGGGUGAUUGCAGCUCCAGCAAUAUUUACUAGAUUUACAACAUUCGGGACUUUUGUCAUCACCCAGGCAUUUGUUGGUCACAUUGGAGCUACACAGCUUGCUGCUCACUCUUUGGUCCAGACUGUACUUUUGAGGUUUGCCAAUGGCAUACUGUUGGGAAUGGCUAGCGGAUUGGAAACUCUUUGUGGGCAAGCCUACGGUGCGAAACAAUAUCACAUGCUUGGAAUCUAUCUUCAGAGGUCAUGGAUUGUCUUAUUUGUCACAUCAUCUAUACUUCUACCCAUUUUCAUUUUCACUGCCCCAAUUUUAAGAGCUUUAGGACAGGAUGAAACUAUUUCAGAGGUGGCCGGAACCAUUGCUCACUGGUUUAUUCCUGUCAUCUACUCGUUCAUGGUGUCAUAUAGCUGCCAAAUGUUUCUUCAAGCACAAAGCAAGAACAUGAUCAUUUCAUAUUUGGCAGCAUUUUCUCUAUCAAUCCACUUGCUCCUCUCAUGGCUUUUGACUGUGAAAUACAAGAAGGGAAUCCCUGGUGCCAUGCUAUCUACUAUCUUAUCAUUUUGGAUCCCCAAUCUGGGUCAAUUUCUAUUUGUUCUUUGUGGAGGAUGCCGAGAAACGUGGAAGGGUUUUUCAUCCUUGGCAUUCAAGGAUCUCUUGCCAAUAAUUAGGCUUUCAUUAUCAUCUGGUGCCAUGGUAUGUCUUGAGCUGUGGUACAACACCAUAUUGGUUCUUCUUACUGGAAACAUGAAGAACGCAAAGGUUGCAAUCGAUGCUCUUUCUAUCUGCCUAAAUAUUAAUGGCUGGGAGAUGAUGAUAUCUCUUGGUUUCCUGGCGGCAGCAAGUGUACGAGUUGCAAACGAACUUGGAAGGGGGAGUGCUAAAGCAGCAAAGUUUUCGAUAUGGAUUUCGGUGCUAACAUCUUUGGCCAUUGGAUUUGUACUAUUCAUAUUCUUUCUCUUCUUUCGGGAACGUCUAGCAUACAUAUUCACCUCAGAUCAUGAUGUGGCUGAAGCAGUUGGCAAUUUAUCUCCACUGUUAGCAUUUUCCAUACUUCUAAACAGUGUUCAACCAGUUCUUUCCGGUGUUGCUGUGGGGGCUGGAUGGCAGGGCACUGUGGCAUAUGUCAAUGUGGGUAGCUAUUAUUUGAUCGGCAUUCCCAUUGGUGUGGUGCUUGGUUACCUUAUUAAAUUACAAGUACAAGGUGUUUGGAUUGGAAUGCUAAUCGGUACACUAGUCCAAACAAUUGUGCUUGUUAUAAUCACAUCGAAAACUGAUUGGGAUCAACAGGUAUCAGUUGCGCAACAACGAAUCAAUAGGUGGUUUAUACCAUCUGAUAAUGACAAUAGCUCCGAAUCCUUGUGAAUUACCUUAUGUUUUCGUUCUUUAUUUUUUUUUCUUCUAGGCUAAAUAAAAUGCUUAAUUGCAGAACGCCCAUGAAGUUAUCACUUAUCAAUAGCAUUUCACGUUUUGA
This is a messenger RNA of Coffea eugenioides, 1729 nucleotides long. Its product is annotated as protein DETOXIFICATION 21-like. The coding region runs from base 151 to 1620 and encodes 489 amino acids. Lineage: Eukaryota; Viridiplantae; Streptophyta; Magnoliopsida; Gentianales; Rubiaceae. Gene Ontology annotation, cellular component: membrane. The record is from RefSeq and is a predicted model, not a curated record. Gene Ontology annotation, biological process: xenobiotic detoxification by transmembrane export across the plasma membrane. The transcript is spliced from 9 exons. Gene Ontology annotation, molecular function: xenobiotic transmembrane transporter activity; antiporter activity.